CUGUCGUCGUUGUGCGCACGCGCACGGACCAAAACAGACGAGUUUGACCUUGGAAUAAUUUGAAUCCGUGGGAAAAGUUAGACGGAUGCAAAGUUUCGUGCGAAUUUCAAGAAAAUAAACAUAAUUCUAACAGGAUGGGACGACCAGGUCAAUUCGAUGAGUCUCCUAAGCGAAAAAUUUGCCUUCGAAGCCUUACCCUGCCACCGAAUGAGGUUUUGUCGAGCCAACGCUCUAAAAUGAAAGAAAAUAGUGCAUCCUCAAAACACACUAUCAACUACUCCCCAAAGUCAACAUUCCUCAGAGACUUGAGAGAUUGUGGGAAAAUCAUAAAAAUAGCAAGGUCUAGACCCUCAAAAAGCCCAAGCACGAAGUCUCCUGAAAGCAAAUUUGUCAGAAAAUGUUGCCAAAAGAAAAGCACUAAGAAGAAUGUGACAUCUCACCGACACAAGAAAAUCUAUUGCCCUUCCGAGGACCUCUCCAGGCUACGAGACUUCCGGCAGUUCAACUGGAACGAGUGCCAUCCUGCAGAAAAGAAGAGAAAUAUUUCACGGAAAGAUACGCCUAGCCAUAUUUGUACUCACGAGUACAAACUGAGCGACAGACUUCUGCCUGAACCACUUGCUUCAUCAGGGACGGGGGACAGCCUAUGCAGUGUUUGCUUGGUGCCUUCAAAAGAGGCAACUUUCAGCAAACACCUUCUCCUUUCUCUGGACGAGGCACAGGAGAUUCCAGAUCCAUACCUUUACAAACCAAGACUGAGGCCAAUCAAACACAGACUGAUCACAGAAGCUCCUACGUUGAGCUACAUUCCACAUUUUAAGCAAAGAGUUGGGCAACUAUUGACUUCGUAAAACAUUGAAACGAAAACGUGAGAAAAGUGAUUUAAAAAGCAUAAUUAAAGAGAUGAAAUGCAGUUUUAAAUUUUUAUUAUUUUUUCGCU
Messenger RNA from Neocloeon triangulifer, 940 nucleotides. RefSeq lists its product as uncharacterized. Bases 135 to 851 code for a protein of 238 amino acids. Gene Ontology annotation, biological process: negative regulation of cell migration; negative regulation of G2/M transition of mitotic cell cycle. The record is from RefSeq and is a predicted model, not a curated record. The transcript is spliced from 4 exons. NCBI's taxonomy places the organism in Eukaryota, Metazoa, Arthropoda, Insecta, Ephemeroptera, Baetidae.